Molecule: messenger RNA, 2045 nt
Organism: Sinocyclocheilus rhinocerous
Lineage: Eukaryota; Metazoa; Chordata; Actinopteri; Cypriniformes; Cyprinidae
Product: ataxin-2-like protein
Exons: 16
Coding region: 288-2045 (585 amino acids)
Biological process (GO): cytoplasmic stress granule assembly
Cellular component (GO): cytoplasmic stress granule
Molecular function (GO): mRNA binding
Source: RefSeq, a predicted model, not a curated record
AUCGAGGGUUUUUGAAAAAACUGCCUUCGCGUUUGUCGCUGGCUAAUUCGCGAGACGUGGUGCCGGUAAUAUUUAAUAGAAACAGAAGGCUCGUUAUCUUCGUGUUCUGUUCGUGACAGAAUAUCGUACUGAACUGGACCUCGGGUUAUAACGGAGAUCGCGCUCGUGCGGAUCGGAGAACGCUGCGGAAAAAACAGAAAAAUAACACCGCAGGCAGGCUAGUCCACCUCCUAGCUUGUCAUAGGCAACAAGGGGAAUUUAGCGGGCAACUCCGUUAGCGGCUAGUUAUGUCUUUUCGCCGACAGAACCAACCUGGACCCGGCGGCCGCAAAACAUCCAAUGGAACUACAGGGUCAAUGGCUUCAUCAGUUCCGGGGAGCAACUCUAACAGACCCACCGCGGGAAGAAACAGAAACUCUGUGAAGACUCCCUCACAGUCACCACCUGUGUUUGAGGGUGUGUACAACAACUCACGGAUGCUCCAUUUUCUCACAGCCGUGGUGGGCUCCAGAUGCGACGUUAUGGUGAAGAACGGCAGUAUAUAUGAGGGAAUCUUCAAGACGUUAAGCUCACGUUGUGAGCUGGCAGUGGACGCAGUGCACAAAGUGAAAAAUGAAGAAGGAGAUGGAGGCGGUGGUGGAGGCACACCAGUCCAUCCCAGGAGAGAAGAGAUCACGGACACCAUGAUCUUUGGCCCUAAUGACCUGGUCACUAUGAUCUGCAGAGAUGUGGACCUCAACUACGCUACCAGAGACACUUUUACAGACUCUGCAAUUGGUUCAAGAAUAAAUGGUGACCACAGAGAGAAGGUCCUUCAAAGGUGGGAUGGUGGUGAUAGCAACGGAGAAAAUUUUGACCUAGAUGCAGAUGCAGUGAGAAACCUGCGUACCUCAAACUCUCACUCCUCCCCUACAGUCUCUCGGUCCCCUAAACCAGAUGCUCCUUCCCAGGACCCUCCUCUGGCUAAUCCUACCUACUUGGAUACCUCUUCAGUUACUAUGGUGACCUCCAAACCCACUGGCCCCACCCCUCUGUUCCCUGUAGAUGUGAAUGAAAUCCUGUCAAAGGAAAGGAUGGAGAGUCCAGCUAGUCCUCAGGAGGGCAAGAGCAGCAAAGUCUCUUCAGUCCAGCCGAGAUCAAACCUCGAGGAGCUUCGCAAGUUUGGUAAUGCUUUUAGGCUUCCACCUAGCUCCACCCUUUCCAGCUCCAAAACUUCGACCACUGACUCUGCUCAAGCAAACCCCGCCCACAAUACACAAACAGACCCUGCCCCUCUAACAGAAGCUAAAACAGCCCCGCCCUCAACUCAGACCACAGAGCUUCCAGCAGAGGAGAGAAGUAGAGAGACAAAUGCUGAGGGGGUGGCGACCACCACCCCUCCACCAUCCACACCCAUCUCUGCACCCUCUGCCCUGUCUGGCCCUGCAAUGCAAAAUCCAACUGCGGAAGGGCAAACAUCAGGGACGCCCCAACCUGCAAGGACCCCAGGCAGUGAGGAGGGCAAACCCGAGGCUUCUGAGAGACCAGAGGGCAUGGCUGAUCAAGUGAAGAAAUCUACACUCAACCCCAACGCCAAAGAGUUUAACCCCACCAAGGCUCCUCUCAGCAUGGUGAAGCCCUCAGCCACUCCCACCCCGCCACGGCCAACUCCACCCAGCCCCACGGUGGUGUUGCAGGCCCCGCCAGGCCAGGGGGCCAUUUACAACACUCAGUACCUGAGCUAUGUCUCACCCAUACAGAUACAGGGCCACUCUGUACAGGCACCUCAAAUGUACCCAUAUCCCAUGACAACUAUCGGUCAAGGGAAGUACCAAAGAACAAAAGGUUCUGUGGUGACUCCUCGUCCAGACCACAGCUCUUCAGCGCCACCCAUGAUCCAGGCUGCGGCAUCAGCAGCAGGACCUCCUCUGGUGGCGUCUCCUUACCCUCCCUCGUAUCUGCAGUACAACCAGGUCAUACAAGCAAUGUCCCACUACCCUGGACAGGUACCAGCCUACACGUUUUCAGUAGAACAAAUUAUUCUAGUAUAUUCUCAAACAAGUUGA